AUGUCAACUCAAGCUAAUGGCAUCGUUUCUAGACCACCGGAAAGUCCUCAUUCAUCUAGUCCCUUGCGCAGUGUCACGCAGUCAAGACAAGAGAUCCUGCAGGCCUGUCAGCUUCCCCAAUUGGCACUGUUCAAUCUGGUAGAUCUUGUGAACCCGCCCCUGGAAGUGCUCGCAGGAUUUCACACUAGCCAUGCGCCUUAUGAGCAGGGCGAAGUGGGAAGCGUCCUCCGAUUCGCAGCAAACUUGGGGGCAGUAGGGGUCAACAUGCACAUGUGUUUCAAGUCGGACCCUGAUUGGAAUGUUCGGCUUGCCACAUGUAAACUCUUGUUUCCUUCCAACCCCCUCUUGGUCCAGAACCUGCCUAAUCACCACCUACUGACAUGGUGGAAAGCAGGACAAAUGUAUCGUGAUCUCGAGGCAAGCUGGCGGAGUUCCCCCGUUUCAACCCAGCUGAGCAUCUCGCUUGAUUCCGUCGCUGUCAGCACCACACAGUUCAGUCGAACGACUGACAGUUCAGUCGAACGACUGAAGAUGGGCGAACGGACCAGCACCAGCCGCCCUACUUUUCAGUCUUUCCAUCCGCACCUUUUCAGCGUGCUUCUAGCUGUGCAAUUCUCUCUCAGCGUUGCGUGCCGUCACGGCUACGACAUUGCUGAACCGUGCUCGACAAGGGGAACCGGGAGGCCCCUCCAAGCGACCUAAAUUGGGAACUCAAUCCUGGCGCCGAGUGAUAAGGCGGUCCAAUAAGAGAGUGGCCCCUCACGGCCAGGCCACAUUUCGAUAGCCG
Colletotrichum phormii is the source of this 787-nucleotide messenger RNA. RefSeq lists its product as uncharacterized. The record is from RefSeq and is a predicted model, not a curated record. The transcript has a single exon. Bases 1 to 702 code for a protein of 233 amino acids. Lineage: Eukaryota; Fungi; Ascomycota; Sordariomycetes; Glomerellales; Glomerellaceae.